Messenger RNA from Rhincodon typus (whale shark), 5890 nucleotides. It is a transcript of the gene patz1, whose product is annotated as POZ/BTB and AT hook containing zinc finger 1. Gene Ontology annotation, biological process: regulation of immune system process; regulation of cytokine production; negative regulation of transcription by RNA polymerase II. Gene Ontology annotation, molecular function: protein binding. NCBI's taxonomy places the organism in Eukaryota, Metazoa, Chordata, Chondrichthyes, Orectolobiformes, Rhincodontidae. Bases 346 to 2436 code for a protein of 696 amino acids. The record is from RefSeq and is a predicted model, not a curated record. The transcript has 5 exons.
CCCGCGCUGCCAUGUUGUUUGGAGGCGGCUCCGGAUGGUGGGGGCCCGGGCUCGGAGGUGAAACAAAAGCAGCGGAAGGAUCUCCCCCCAUCCCCCCGCGGCCCAGGCUCAGGCCCCGGCCUAAAACCACCCCUCAAGCCCGGCUGUCCGUGGGGCCUCAGCAUCGGGCUGCCAGAGUCAAGCGAGGCGGGGAGUGCGCUGCUUAUUAAAAAAAAUCUCGAGUGCCUUUCCCUUCAUUAUUUAUUUCUGUGGGGUGGGGGGGUGUGGAGGUUUUUAUAAUCCCGUUGUUGUUGUUCCCUGUUUGUCGCUGAGUGAGUGAGUGACCGAGCAGGCGGUCGGGCUGCCAUGGAAAGAGCUGCCGAGCAGGCCUGGAACAGCUACACCUACCAGGUGAGCCAGCACAGUGCCGACAUGUUGAAGAAACUCAACGGCCAGAGGAAGAACGGCGGCCGCUUCUGCGAUGUGGUGCUGCGGGUAGGCGACGAGAGCUUCCCGGCUCACAAGGCCGUGCUGGCCGCUUGCAGCGACUACUUUGAGUCAGUGUUCGGGUCGGCGGCGGCGGACGAGGCGGCGGGCCGCGAGCUGGAGAUGCACACUAUCAGCGCCAAGGUCUUCAGGGACAUCCUGGACUUCGCCUACACCUCCCGCAUCGUGGUCAGGUUGGAGAGCUUCCCCGAGCUUAUGACAGCUGCCAAGUUCUUGCUGAUGAGGUCCAUCAUCGAGAUCUGCCAGGAGGUCAUCAAACAGUCCAAUGUCCAGAUCAUGGUGCCCCCAGCCCGAGGGGACAUGAUGCUCUUUCGCCCCGCUGCCAAUGUGGACUUCGGCUUUACCCUGGAUCUUGCAGCUGCUACUUGUGCCAAUGGCAACUUUGUGGGUGAGAAUGGGCACCUGUUGGGGGCUGGUGAGGUCAAGGUGGGCAGCCCUGGUGCCCCUGCAGCUAGUCUGCCCUCCCUGCCUGGCUCAUUGCCUGCUGUGGAUGGUUUGGUGACCUCUCCUGCUGCGCCCACCCUUGUGGCUGGUCAGUUCCAGGCCCCUGUGAACUCGGUGAACACCGAUCAUGCCAAGGUUGUAAAGAGGGGACGCGGGCGGCCUCGGAAAUCCUCUUUGCUGGACCUGCCACUGCUGACAGCCCCUUUGGCCAUGAGGGAUGAGGGUUUUUACCCCUGCAGUUUCUGUGGGAAAGUAUUCAAGAAUGCAAAUCGCCUGUUGCUCCAUGAGGCUCAACAUACUGGGCUGAGUGUGGAGCUGGGGUCAGGGGAAAAUCAACUUCCAGGACUCAGUGACAGUCUCCUGGCAUCUUCAAGUGGCCUCGAUCUUCCCCGUAAAAGAGGGAGAAUGCGGAAGAACGUGGCCUGUGAACUCUGUGGCAAAGCUUUCAGGGACGUUUACCACUUGAAUCGGCACAAACUGUCGCAUUCGGGGGAAAAGCCAUUUGAGUGUCCCAUCUGCCACCAGCGAUUCAAGCGAAAGGACCGGAUGACUUACCAUAUUCGGUCUCAUGAUGGAGCGGUGGGCAAACCUUACAUUUGCAUCAGCUGUGGAAAGGGUUUUUCCAGACCGGACCACUUGAAUGGCCACAUCAAACAAGUUCAUACUGCAGAGAGACCCUUUAAAUGUCAGACCUGCGAAGCUUCCUUUGCGACCAAAGACCGCCUGCGUUCUCACUUGACAUGCCAUGAGGAGAAAGUCCCCUGUCAGGUGUGUGGGAAAUAUCUACGUGCAGCUUAUAUGACUGAUCAUGUCAAAAAGCAUAAUGAAGGACCAAAUAACAUCUGCAACAUCUGUAACAAAGGUUUUUCUACUGCUUCCUACUUAAGGGUCCAUAUUAAAACCCACCAUGGUGUCCCUCUGCCCAACUCGCACACCUCUGACCCUUGUGAAAGGCGAUGCAAGCCCCAGCCUCAGAUCACGAUUCACAAGCAAACACAGAGCGGGGAGAUGGCUUUUCACUUUGACAGAACACGCUCGUUACAAGAUGGUGAGAUGGAUGGAUUGAAGUGUCAGCAUCAGGACUCACAGGAAAACUCUGACUCCUUUGGUGAUCUCUCUGACAUCAGUGACCUUAAGUCGCCUCUGAAACAUGACCAGGAUGAGUCUUUUCAAUGUGAUCUCAACAACGGAAAAGUGAAAAUGGAGGCCAGUGCCGAGCAGUACGCUGAACCGAAGAAAUACAACUGUCCAGAGUGUGGCUCAGUAUUUAAAUCCAAGUCCUAUCUGAACAAGCAUAUGCUAAAGGUCCAUGUAAAACCCACUGCAGGUGCGCUGGCUGACUUGCCCAGUGGCCUAAGCUCACCCUUUUCACCCCAGCAAAACAUGUCCCUCUUGGAGUCCUUUGGGUUUCAGAUUGUACAGAAUGCAUUUGGCUCUUCUUUGGCUGAUCCUGAUCCUGGCCCAGAGCCUGAACCGAGCACUGAGGACUCUGCUGAGCAGAAGUGAGGUCUCGUCCAGGAACAGCUUCUCAAAGUACAAAAGAUGGUCGGCGUUUGGUGAAUGGCAGUGCUUAGAUUGUCCAAGUUUUUUUUUUUAAAUGACAUCAAAAGCAAAACAAUGGGUGCUGAGGUCUGUACCAUCCUGGCCAUCAGACUUGGUGUUCUCCUUGACAUUGUCUUGGGUUGAAGACAGUUCCUUGCCCUUUUAUAGAAGGUGUCAAUUGCUCCACAAGUUGGAUGCAGCAGGUGUAUUUGUAGCACUCUCAGUGUGCGAAUUGGGAGUUAUCUCCAGCAGCUAAUUAUUUCCAAAGAACUGCUUUCACAGAUGGUUGCAUUGUGUCCUUUUGGCAGACAUACCCUAUAGCAGCGAACAUGUCUGCCAAAUUAAAUUAAUAAUUGGUAGAGCAGGUUCAAGAGGCCAAAUGACUCACUCCUGCUCCUGUUUCUUAUGUUUUAAAAUUCUAAAAUUAUACACUAAGAAGUCUUUUAACUUUGAAAACUACAGUAUGGAAUGACUUAUAUACAGGUGUUAAGAUCGGUUUCGUCUAAAAAUUAAGUUCUUUAAAGAACGUAUAACUGAAAAACCCAAAAAGGAACAGUUCACUCACAAGGCAUUGAUUGUUGUUGGGUGCCCUCUUUAAUUAUAUGCACAAGUCACAGAACUGUCGAGUUCUUUUAUGGAUAGCAUGUGGCUAUUUGAGUCACCCAUGUGCUAGAAUGAUGAGGGACAGUACAUUAAUGUCUUAAAGGGUAUUACCAAGCACCAAACUGCUGAACGCAAUACAUAUGGCAAAAUCAUGUGUUUGCAUCAAAUAUUGCGGUUUGGGACUUGUAACUAAACUGUAAAAACCAACAGAUGUUAUGAUUUCAGUACAGGAAAUAUUUGUAAACGUAUCUACAAUUACGCACGCACAAAGAUGAGACAACAUUCUAGUUAACCUUUAGAGCAGACACACUGUCAAUUUCCAAAGUGAAUUCUAUCUGCAGUCUUCAGCUGCUGGUAGAGAGAAAUCCCACAACUCUUUACCAGCAUUUACCCUUAUUCAAGGCCCUAAUUUUUAGAAAUUUGAAUUUUUUUUUAAAAGCUUGUGUGCUUUUUUUCCCUCCACUAAAAGCACAAGAUGGUUCAUGGACAUGCAAAAAUCCCUUCCAUCUAAUCCCGUUUUUUAAUGUAAACCAUGUUGUUAGUUGCUGAAGGUAUCACUUCCCUGUGCAUUUUAACCAUUAGUGUUGCCUCCUUUGGCACCAAAUGCUGGCAGGCUUUCAGCUCUUCAGAACAGUGAAUAACUGCACACAGCAAUAGGAUGAAAGCAUUCUCUUGCCAAAUUUAUAUUAAGGAGAUGUACUUUUUUUUUAAAUAGAAAAAGGAACCUGUGAUAGCAGCUAGAUAUUAACAAAGUGUUUUGUGUACAGAUUAUGUGAAACUUGAAGUUUGCUUUUGAAGGCUUCAAGAUAGAAUGAAAACCACAUGGAACAGUAAAAAGGCUUUUCUUGUGAGGGUCAAGUCUUUGAAGUCCAAAGGGACAAGUGCACCAGAUCUUCAGUUCGUUAAUGAACCAUUACAUGGGGCCCUUGAUUUUUAUUAAUGUUUAUUUAUCAACUAGGAAUGAAGUUGAAGUUGAGCAAUAUGAUUUUAUUAAUAUGAUGAUGCCAUGCAAUGUCAUUUCCACCCAUGGUGCACAUUUAAAAAAAAAUAAGGUGAUUAAGCUUUGAAAGUGCAGUUUGAUCAGCAUAGCAGAAGCUAAAAGAAAAGAAUGUUCAGUAAUUAACAGGAUUAACGAACAUGAGAUUAACCAUUAUCUUUACAAUAAAAUGAUAGUAAAUACCAAUUAGUAUUCAGAUUUCAUCUGACCCUAAAUGAAGCUGGAAAUUGCAUUUUCUGUGCAUGGUACAGUUGUAAUAUUCAGAUUGCUGACUCUAAUCAGAAUGGUAAUUUUGAAUCUAGAAGUUGCCUGUCAGAUGUAGCUGUUGGGUGCUGCUGUACAUUCCUGGCAGGCUAGGAGGUGGCUGUGCAGUAGUCAAGUAAUUUGUCAGGGGAACGAGGGGGAAAGUGGAUAGAUGACCUUAAAUUCUGUUAUUGAUGUCCUAUUGUCACUGUUUUUUGACUUAGCAUAGCACCUGAAAGGAACAACCGUAACACAGCAAUCUGGGUGAGUGAGAGAGAGAGAGAAGAAAAAUAUAUGUUUUUAUUUGUAAACAAAAAUACUCUUAUUUACAAGUCUUUUCAGUCACCAGAACCAGCAUUUAAACUAAAUCUAUGUUUGGGUCAGUGAUAUGCUUGAGAUGCCUAUUGAGCUUUGAUGUAGGAGACCACAUAGGUUUUCAAAGGAUCUAGGCCUAUGUAAUUUACCUCCAUUCAACAGUAGGGACAGCUGAAUCUGCUUCUUAUCCCUUUCGUUUGUGUUUCUAUAAUUGGAUGAGAUGAAAGGUUUUUCAUUGUUAGUCCCCGAUUAAAUUAAAAUUAUGGAUAGUUUGACGGAUGUAGUAAUUUAUGUUUCGUCUUGUUUUAUAUAUAUACAUAUUUGUAUAUUUGGUGAGGUUUUGUACUAGGGAAUAGAAUACUUUUCUACUUGGGUGACACAUUAGUUUGGCACACUUCCUCAGGAUAGUCUAGCACAGACCAUGUGCUGCCACAAAGUGUAUCAAGUGCGAACUUUCCUGUUUCCAUAUCAUCUAUUUUUACAGAUUCUCUGAGUUGUGUUAUUGACUUGUAAUUCAGAGGCAACCCACAGGAACUGGUUGAAUAUGGUGCUAAAUUCCCUUUCGUUUACUGCCUAUACUGCUAUUUCUUCAUUGCAUCUGUUGGGAAUGUGUUAAAGCUAGGUCUCUUGUGCUAGACAUGGACUAUGUGUACAGUACUGACUCUCUCUCUUUUUCCUUCCUUGUCUCAAAAUCCAGAACUUUUGUGCUGAUUAUUAGCAAAUUAUGCUUUAGUUGCCAAUGAAUGAAUGAUGCCCUGAUAAACCCAAAAGUAGUUUCCCAAUAAAUGUCCUGUUCAAGUUAAGAUUUCUGUAGGCUUGAUUACAUUUUAAAAGGCUAACUAUUGUGUAUUUACUUGGUGGAAACUCAAAUAAAGGAACAAAGUCAGAAUGGUAUUGCUUUAACCCUCCAAUACCACCCAUGGGCAUGGUGAGUCAAGUAACUGGACUAGAUUGUAGUAUGGGUGUCGUGGAUGCCUACAAUAGCUCCUGAUUUGGAAUGGGAAAAAUGGACUCAAGUUUCUGUUUCUAACAACUUGGUCAGUGACUUUUGCUUGAGGUGUAUAGGGAGGUCAAAUGUUUAUGGGAUUUUCUUCAAAGCACCAGUAGGUACCCCAGCAAUACUCAUCCACAAUGCUAUGCAAUGACAUGGGCGACACGGUGGCCAGUGGUUAGCACUGCUGCAUCACAGUUCCAGAGACCUGGGUUCAAUUCCGGCCUCGGGCACUUUCUUUGUGGAGUUUGACAUUCGCUCCGUGUCUG